AUGAAGGUUAUAUUCCUGGACGACUUAGAAAGGCAGUUUGAGACUGUUAUCGCAACAGCAGACUUGCUAUGCACGAAAGAAGAAUUGCUGGCAUACGACGAAACCCCAAAUCGUAAAGGCUAUCCUAAGAGAGUUUGUAAUGCUUCUGUAAUAUACUGCCGCGAAUAUAAAAAACGCCUGAGACUGCGUGGCACCUUCUUCACUGCUCCAGGAGGAGCCCGUUCCAUAAUUCGGAGAGCAGCGCGCGCGUGGAAGGACCUGGAUCCUACCCUGAAGAAUGUCUUCGAACUUGCCGCACAACUAAUGAAAGAAAGGUUCCAACGCGACCACCCGACGUACAAGUAUCGACCGACUAAAAGAAGUAGACGACAGCAACACAACAUGAACAGAGCCGAAGAACUAGCUAACACUACGCUAAACGGAGAACCAGCUACCACCACGGAAAACUUCCCAGGCGAAGAACCAAACUUCGCAGGAGAAGAACCAGCUAUGCCGGGGCGCGGGCCGGCAGGGUUACCGUCACCCAGCACGCCCCCGCAGCCGCUACCACACACGACAAUUCUAGAACAGAGUGCGACUAGCCAGUCGCUGCCACACACGACAACGCAAAAUUUUAAUAACUCUUCUUUCAGCAUGAACUCCCCUCAAUAUUAUUAUCCGUCACCCCAAGAAAACGAGGAGCAGAUUGAGUCAGAUGCAUCAAGCAUCUUGUCUUCCCCCCCGGACGAAUAUAUUCCAUCUCUUCCGACGCCGCUGAUGACACCUGGUUGGACUUCGUAUAGUGAUCCAGGUACACCCGGCGCGAUACUUGGUGAACAGGUAUACCCAAACCUGUCGGAUAUUGAAGUACAGGAAGAAAUCCCAAUCGAAGAAAUCGAAGAAAUCAAAGAACAGACAGAAAUCGAUUCAACAAUAGAAAUCGAAGAACAGACAGAAAUCGAACCAGAAUUUACUACUGAAGGAGAAUUUGACCGCUUAUUUGGAACGGGUCAUUACGACUAUUUGGAAACAAUGGACGAAUUCUUGUUCUGA
Messenger RNA from Paraglomus brasilianum, 1032 nucleotides. NCBI's taxonomy places the organism in Eukaryota, Fungi, Glomeromycota, Glomeromycetes, Paraglomerales, Paraglomeraceae. The record is from the annotation of a GenBank genome assembly.